Molecule: messenger RNA, 8700 nt
Organism: Megalopta genalis
Lineage: Eukaryota; Metazoa; Arthropoda; Insecta; Hymenoptera; Halictidae
Biological process (GO): double-strand break repair via homologous recombination; regulation of DNA-templated transcription
Source: RefSeq, a predicted model, not a curated record
UAAUUUAGUAAAUCGUUAAUUAUACAUAUACUUGUAUACAAUUGAUUUAUGGAUAUUUAUAUUAUUAUUCUUUACAUCAUUUGUACAGUAUUAGAUACGACACGUACACCUUAUAUUCUCCCGCGGAAGAAAUAAUCAAAUUGUAUGAAAAACCUUUAACAAAUUACGAACAUUAAAGAUCUACUUUAUGGUCCUUAUCAUAAAAUGUCGAAUAAUGCGAAAAGGUUAACAGAUCAUUAAAAAAAAAGACAAAUUGAUAAUCAAAUUCUUAAAAGCGGUACCUAAUACUCAAAUUACUAUUUUUAGUCAAUUUUAUCAAUUAUUGUACUAUCUCGAGACGUCUUAGGUAUAAAUCUUAACAUUUAAUAUCACAAUACUAUCAGUACACGCAAGAUACAAAAAAAAGUUUUAAAAUUCGAAUAUAUUUACUAUAUUAAUGAAAUAUAUGUCAUUGAUUUGGUUUAUUUAUAUAUCCUUGUUCUGUAAGAAAAUCAUAGAUUUUACGUGUUUUAUUUACAUCGAUUUUAAGCAAAACUCUAGCUUGUGCUAAUCUAAGAUAGCCAUUCUUUUUAUUCUCUCCUAUCAGAAGUUGUUUAAAAUCGAGAUAGUUAGCAGGAACUAUACGUGUCACCGAACAAAGCUCUUUCUCGACAGAGGUAAGCUUUUCAUAUCCAGGCAGACCUUUUAUUGCUAAAGGCGGUGCUGUUUUUCGCUGUGAAAUUGUGCUAGGUAUCGAACUAUUUGUAUUAACAUUACAACCAGGCAAUAUGGACUUCCAACUGUAUUCAGAAUUAUUUAAGUACUGUUUUCUCUCUCUCUCGUUCUCCUGCCUGAGUUUACCUAGCUUUUGAAACAGUACAACACUGUGGAAAUGUGUAAGACCAUUACUGCGGAACUCGAAAAGUUUAUUUAAAUAGUUCUUAAGCUCUCCAACACGGUGCAACCCUUCCAUAAAGAAGUCAAACUCUACUCCUCCCAUUAAUUGCAUGAAAAUUAAUAAUCUCUCUGCAAGCGUCCUAGUUAUUGUACAUUCAUAUCUUUGUAUCCAAGAAAUAGUUCUCCUAAAUGCAAUCAAACCGUGAUCACGUAUGAUUCUCCUUCUCCUCAUACGUUCUUUCAGUCGAUUAUUAUAUGCCUGCACCAUAGCUGUUUGCAUAGCUUUUCCUAACUCAUAAUUAUCACUUAAUUCAAAUUCAUCGUAAUUCAGAUCAGAAAUUAAUAAUUCUGCGUGAUUAUCAAAAUUUACUUCAAAAUCUGACCUCGCAGGAUUAUAUCCUGCUAAAAGUUUACAAUUAAGAGUAUUAGACGCAAACCGCGGUGGUUCUUCUAGGUCUUGUAAUUUAUAUAGAUAAGGUAUCGGAUCAUGACCGAACAGACUUGCUUUUGUUUCUUUAAUUCUUGGCAAACCAGGUAUACUUUGAUUAUCGAUAUAAUGUUGAAGAUAAUGGCUUUUGCACUCUUCCGCAGAUUUCCCUUGCAUUCUUUUCGAGAUGUCACCCCAAUUCCCAAAACCACAUUCUUGCAACACGUCAAGAAACUCUAAUUCCUGCUUAGCGGUCCAACCACUUCCAUGAAUCAGAGGGAACUCGUUCUUUAUAAUAAUAUAGUCGUGAUCGUUUCUGUGACCGGUAACUUCAGAGCCACUUGAGAAACAAGAAGGGCAUAAAUCCGUGUUGCUACACACUGCGCAACGAAUGUAAGGCUCCAUUAAAGCAGAUUUGCAUAUGCGGCAUGUUGGAUCUGAAGUAAUGACUUCUUCCUUCACGACUGACACGUCGAGUUCUAUGUCAUUCUCGAUAUUUUCUGUUUUACUCGAUGAGCAGUCUGAAAGAGAAAAUCGUUACUUAAGGCCAUGCCGCAUAAACAAUUAAAAAAUCGAAUUCGAAGUGUUACGUUUAUUAUUCAAUGAAAUGCCUUGUCGAAACAAUGUUGACAAAUGUACACAUGUAUAGGUUAGAUUCAAAGAAGAAACUUCUAUUUUGAUUGAUAAAAUGUACCUUUCGGAAACUGCAAAUCAGCAGCAUCUUCUUCUGUCAUGUCCGUUAAAUUUGGAUUAGCCAUGGUACUUCUCGUACUUUUGACAAAUGUAAUUUAACACAACCGAUUCGUAAAUGUUUACUAUUAACAACUCCCAGGCAUGCUUACGACACGAACUGAAUGAUCUGUGCAGAUGUCUCGUGCUGCGUUACAUUCUGUGUUUGGAUCGGUGUUACCAACACCAGAAAGAAUACACACACAGGUCACAGACUUAGAAUCUAUACGAGCAUUGCUUGUGUAAUGCUCUAAAUGUCCGUACUCCACAUGCGACAUCCGGCUUGCAUUUUCGUUCGAUCAUGUUGAGUUUAUCAUCUAAUAAUUCAUGAUCCUAAUCUUCGUACUGAAGUGCGGAUUCUGUGUUUUAUUCUGUAUCGAUAUAAGGAAGUUUUGAUGCUGUGUUCACAGAAUACAGUUUUCGUAUGCAAGCGCAUUGGAAACAUUUCCUUUAAAUUGCCACUGUGUACCACUGUACGACAUCAAUCCCAUAAAAUUGUACACUUGAUAUGUAUCAUAUAGAUACAUUAUUUGAUGUCGAAAUAAAAAUUUCUUAAAUGGUUGAAGCAAAAGCUAAGCAAUUAUUUGAUAGUAAUUCAGAUUUAACAAAUUGAAUAAUACUUAAAAUGCCUAAAAUACAAGGAUUUCAAUCCGUAAACGGCAAGAAUAAGAAUAUUACAACGGAAGCAAUAUUAGAAGCAAAAGCAAUACUCCCUGAUGAAUCCUCCGAAAGUUAUGACAGUGAUCCAUUAUUAAUGAAAACACUACAGAAACGGGAAAAUUCAACAGCAUUUAAAAUACCUAAAGGGCAAGGAUUUCAAACCGCAAGCGGUAAGAAUAUGAUUGUUACACAAGAAGCUUUAUUAAAGGCGAAAGCAUUAUUCUCCGAUGAAACUUUCGAAAAUUGUGACAAUAAUCAUUCAAUAAUGAAAUCGUUAGACAAACAUCUAGAUUCAACAGCAUUUAAAAUGCCUACAAAACAAGCGUGCCAAACAGUAUGUUAUAAGAACACGAAUAUUACAGAGGAUGCAUUAUCGAAAGCAAAAGUAUUAUUUUCUGAUGAAACCAUGCAAAAUUAUGACACUGACCCUUUAUUAAUGAAAUCAUUGCAAAAACAGCCUGCCCCGAUAGCACUUAAAGGCCCCAGAAUGCAAAUGUUUCGAACUGCAAGUGGUAAGAACAUGAACAUUACAGAGGAAUCUUUAUUGAAAGCAAAAGCAUUAUUCUCUGAUGAAACAUUCGAAAGUUGUGAUAGUGGUCCAUCAUUAAUAAAAUCAGUACAGGAACACGAAAACUCUACAAUAUUUGAAAUGCCUAAAAGGCAAAGGUUUCAAAGUGCGAGUGGUAAGAAUAUACAUAUUAAAGAUAAAACUUUAUCGGAAGCAAAAGCAUUACCUUCUGAUGAAGUCAUGCAAAAUCGUGGUAGUAACUCUUUAUUAAUGAAAUCAUUAGACAAGCAUCAUAUUUCAACAGCAUUUAAAGUUUCUAAAAUGCAAGGAUUUCAAACUGCUAGUGGUAAGAACAUGAACAUUACAGAAGAUGCCUUAUUGAAAGCAAAAGCAUUAUUCUCUGAUGAAACCUUUGAAAAUUGUAACAAUGACUCUCUGUUAAUGGAAUCACUACAGAAAGAGAAAGAUUCAACAGUAUAUCCAAUGCCUAAAUUGCAAGGAUUUCAAACUGCUAGUGGUAAGGACAUGAACAUUACGGAAGAUGCCUUAUUGAAAGCAAAAGCAUUAUUCUCUGAUGAAACCUUUGAAAAUUGUAACAAUGACUCUCUGUUAAUGGAAUCACUACAGAAAAAGAAAGAUUCAACAGUAUAUCCAAUGCCUAAAUUGCAAGGAUUUCAAACUGCUAGUGGUAAGAACAUGAACAUUACAGAAGAUGCCUUAUUGAAAGCAAAAGCAUUAUUCUCUGAUGAAACCUUUGAAAAUUGUAACAAUGACUCUCUGUUAAUGGAAUCACUACAGAAAAAGAAAGAUUCAACAGUAUAUCCAAUGCCUAAAUUGCAAGGAUUUCAAACUGCUAGUGGUAAGGACAUGAACAUUACAGAAGAGGCCUUAUUGAAAGCAAAAGCAUUAUUCUCUGAUGAAACCUUUGAAAAUUGUAACAAUGACUCUCUGUUAAUGGAAUCACUACAGAAAAAGAAAGAUUCAACAGUAUAUCCAAUGCCUAAAUUGCAAGGAUUUCAAACUGCUAGUGGUAAGGACAUGAACAUUACGGAAGAUGCCUUAUUGAAAGCAAAAGCAUUAUUCUCUGAUGAAACCUUUGAAAAUUGUAACAAUGACUCUCUGUUAAUGGAAUCACUACAGAAAAAGAAAGAUUCAACAGUAUAUCCAAUGCCUAAAUUGCAAGGAUUUCAAACUGCUAGUGGUAAGGACAUGAACAUUACAGAAGAUGCCUUAUUGAAAGCAAAAGCAUUAUUCUCUGAUGAAACCUUUGAAAAUUGUAACAAUGACUCUCUGUUAAUGGAAUCACUACAGAAAAAGAAAGAUUCAACAGUAUAUCCAAUGCCUAAAUUGCAAGGAUUUCAAACUGCUAGUGGUAAGGACAUGAACAUUACAGAAGAUGCCUUAUUGAAAGCAAAAGCAUUAUUCUCUGAUGAAACCUUUGAAAAUUGUAACAAUGACUCUCUGUUAAUGGAAUCACUACAGAAAAAGAAAGAUUCAACAGUAUAUCCAAUGCCUAAAUUGCAAGGAUUUCAAACUGCUAGUGGUAAGGACAUGAACAUUACAGAAGAUGCCUUAUUGAAAGCAAAAGCAUUAUUCUCUGAUGAAACCUUUGAAAAUUGUAACAAUGACUCUCUGUUAAUGGAAUCACUACAGAAAAAGAAAGAUUCAACAGUAUAUCCAAUGCCUAAAUUGCAAGGAUUUCAAACUGCUAGUGGUAAGGACAUGAACAUUACAGAAGAGGCCUUAUUGAAAGCAAAAGCAUUAUUCUCUGAUGAAACCUUUGAAAAUUGUAACAAUGACUCUCUGUUAAUGGAAUCACUACAGAAAAAGAAAGAUUCAACAGUAUAUCCAAUGCCUAAAUUGCAAGGAUUUCAAACUGCUAGUGGUAAGGACAUGAACAUUACAGAAGAGGCCUUAUUGAAAGCAAAAGCAUUAUUUUGUGAUGAAACCAUGCAAAUUUGUGAUAGUAAUCCGUUAUUAAUGAAAUCGCUACCGAAACAGGAAGAUUCAACAGCAUUUCCAAUGCCUAAAAUGCAAGGAUUUCAAACUGCAAGUGGUAAGAAUAUGAACAUUACCAAGGAUGCUUUAUUGAAAGCAAAAGCAUUAUUUUCUGAUGAUACUUUUGAAAAUUGUAACAGUGACUCUCUAUUAAAGGAAUCGCUACAGGAACACGAAAAUACAACAGUAUGUGAAAUCUCUAAAAGACCAAGGUUUCAGACCACAAGGGGUAAGAGCAUGAACGUUACGGAGGAAUCUUUAUUAAAGGCAAAAGCAUUAUUCUUAGAUGAAACUUCUGAAAGUUAUGACAAAGAUUCAUUAAUGAUUAAACCACUCCAGAGACACAAAGAUUCUGUUAAACUUGAAAUAUCUAACAUAGAGAAGUUUAAAACAAAAGCAUUGUUUCCUAGUGAAACAAUGCAAAAUUGUAAUAGUGAUCCAUCAUUAAUAAAACCACUUCAGAAACGCAAGAUUAAAGAUUUGAAUGAUACGUCUAUAACAAGGGGAAGAAUGUCCAAUCAAUUCAAAAAAUUACGAUUCAGCAAUGAAUUCCAUGUACAGAAAAAAGAUUGCAAGUAUUCUAAGAUUAGCGACGAGAAAGAGAAUCGACAAAUGUCUUUAGUGUCAGCAGUGAUUUUGUCUUCAGAUAAAGCUGCAGAUACUAAUAAGUUAAUGGAUACAAACGAAACAGAUAUUGACAUGGAUAUUAAUUCUUUAAUAUCUAAUGAAAUUGUAGAAAGCGCGGCCGCACUUUUAGAGGAUGAAAACAGUUCGGAAUCUUUUAAUCAAUGUAUACCUCCUGCAGAAACUAUCGAGAAUAGUGAUAUUACAAAUGUGCCAUUAAGUCCUGUAAUCGGUGGACAAUUUGUUCCUAAAAGAAGGAGGACUACGCGUACACGACGAAAAGAUGCGAAUACUGUGAAGUCUAAAGAAAGCAAAUCCGCACGUGGAGAUAAUAUAAAUAAGUUAAAUAGUGAAUACAAAAUUUCAGAUCAUACUGCAAAAACAGAAAAAUCAUUAAUAGUAGAUCACAAAAGAUGUGAGCCAUUCAUUGCCAAUGACUUUGGCGACACCCAAUUAAUGUUAGAUUUUAUAAACGAAUCUGCUACCAUUUUAGAAAAACGUUUACAAGCCGCUUUAGAACAGGAACAACAAAUUAAGUUAAAAGAAAAAAGCAAACCGAAACCGACAACUGGUAAAUUAUAUUUUCAUAGAAAAGUUAAUCACGGAAAUCGCAUAACUUGGAGAGAGAUUAGUAAAGGAGCUGCACCUAUUCUGUGUACUUAUGCAGAGCUUAUCCAACGAAAAUUACCACCUGAAAUUUUGGAUGUAACACCCGACAAUGCCAUAGCAUAUAAAUUUCGAUGUUCAGAUUUCUAUGGGCAAAGCAUUGUACAAAAUAAUGUCGAAGGUAUACAAUUGGAAGACGGCGCACGUUUGAUUUUAGAUGAAAACGACUAUGUGGGAAUAUUGGAGAUUAAAAGAUCUUUUUUAGCGUCUCCAGGAGUGGAUCCCAAUUUGCUUCCUAAUGGAUGGGUGGAAAAUCAUUAUAGAUGGAUCGUCUGGAAGUGUGCAUCAAUGGAUAGAAUCAAGUUUGCUUCCAUUGUUUUACCAAGAGUGUUAACUCCAGCAAGAGUGAUAACGGAAUUGAAAUAUCGUUAUGACCGAGAAAUUGAUAGAUGUCAGAGAUCAGCUAUAAGAAAAAUUUUAGAGAAAGAUGACGUUGCGUCUAGAAGAAUGAUUUUGUGUGUAUCGUCUAUUACCGAGUACGAUAACCCUGUAGAUAAUACUGUAAAUUUAAAUCUCUUAAAACCUCCUACAAAAAAGUUAACAUUAACAGAUGGAUGGUACAGUGUUCAAGCUAUCGUCGAUCACGCGAUGAUUCAAAAUAUUAUACAGGGUAAAGUGAAAGAAGGAACAAAACUGAUUACGUAUGGAUCGGAAUUGCUACAUUGUGAUCAAGGAUGUUCACCUUUAGAAGUUCCAGAGAAUGUUUGUUUAAAGAUUCAUACGAAUGCAACGAGAAGGGCAAGAUGGGACGCAAAACUGGGAUAUGCGGCAUCUCCAAGACCAAUAUGUAUCAAGUUAAAAAACAUUUUUUCGUAUGGAGGUUUAAUUGGACAAAUUAAAGUUACAGUUGCAAGAGUGUAUCCGAUAUUAUACCACGAAAAAGCUUCUUCCAGCGAAUCUAUUUUUCGUAAUACUAGAUGCGAAGAGAAGGCAAACAUUGCUUAUGAAAAGAAAUGUCGAUCACUGAUAGAAGCAUUUUAUGCAAAAGCGGAGAAAUAUUUUUCUGAAGAAAAUAGGAUUAGUAAUUCAACUUCAGACAGUAUUGAUCUGGCAGCAAUAGAGUGGAAGAAAGAUCGUGAAAAAUUAUCUGAAGAGAAAUUUCUUUCAAAUCAAGAACGACAACAAUUAAUAAAUAAAUGUCGUAUGAUGGAAGAAAUGAUUAGGCAAAAGUUAGAAUCACAACUGCAAGAAAGUUUACCAUCACCAAGGCAAGUUACACCUGUUUUAAAAAUUCGAGUAAUUGAAGAAGAAACAAGUGCCAUUCUUUCUAUUUGGUCACCAAAUGAAGAUGUCGUUGAUAUUUUCAAGGAAGGAAAUUGCAUAUCUAUUUGCAAUGUUACACCCUCUUUGAAAAGAGGCAAUGAUUUGCAACUAACUGCGGGCCGGAAUACAUUAUUCAGGCGACUAAGUAUAUCUGAUAACCUUUAUCCUCAAAGGACGUAUACAUCGUUAUGCGAUAUAAAUAAGCCUAAUUAUGCUCCCGCUUAUGGGGAGUUUGAUACAGUUGGGAUUGUUAUUUACAUUGGAAAUGAACCUUAUGGUAUGAAAAAUUUUCAAGCUGCAUAUCUUGCACAACCGUACACCAAUUCUCAAUCCUUUUACCUAUCAGUAUUAUUUUGGGACGGAAUUUCUUCUCACGGAUACGCAGAAAUUUUGACAAUAGGUUCAUUUAUUGCGUGCAGUAAUUUAGAGUGGCGACGAGCUUCAUCGUGUAGCAUACCGAUGACAUAUUGUACCGAACGAAGUAGCUUCACACAAAAUCCUAGACGGAAUCACUUGGAACAGCCGUUCAAUGAAUUAAAACAUUUAGUCACGGAUGUCAGUUAUGUGUCCAAAUGUGCGGCAGAAAUUUCAGAAGAAGUGCAAAAGAAGCCGAGCAGAUCUUCAGAUCAAUUUACCCCGGACAAAGAACAUCUGAAUAAAACGCCAUGCAACGAAGACUGUAACUCUACGCUUAAAGAUGUUUCGAGAAAUACUUUACUAAAUCAUCAUUCGGUGAAGUCUGCCGCUACGAAGAAACGUUUUGAUAGAUUACAGCGUUACGGUGAAGCAUCGAACUUGUCCCCAAUUGUGCUGAACAGUUCUAAGCGAGUAUCGUUAGACUUUCAGUCUCCUGUUCGCACAUCAGAUGUGAAUCAAUCAAAAGCAAAAAUGUCGUUAAGUACAAAGUUUUCUGCGAAUUCUAGAUGACAUCUUAUGAGAUCAUCAAUUU